AUGAGCGAGAUGAAGGAUGGUGAGAUUCACCACGAGGUCCGUGAGAAAAAUAUCACCAAGGGUGGUAACGCUGCAUUCCACAAUUUUAUCAACGAUUUCGCUCACAUCGAGGAUCCUCUAGAGAGAAGAAGGCUGGCGCUGAAGAAGAUCGAUGACGCCAGCUUUGGCUGGUACCACGUGCGUGCCAUUCUGGUGGCAGGUGUUGGUUUCUUGACCGACUCUUACGAUAUCUUUGCGAUCAACUUGGGUAUCGCGAUGUUGACGUAUGUGUUCUGGGAGGGAAAUAUGCCAAGCUCGACCAACACUCUGUUGAAGGUUUCUACCUCUGUCGGUACUGUUAUCGGUCAGUUGGGUUUUGGUUUGAUGGGUGAUAUCAUCGGUCGUAAGAAGGUGUAUGGUAUCGAGUUGAUCAUUAUGAUUUCUGCUACCAUCCUGCAGUGUACGGCUGGUCAUUCUCCCGGUGUCAGUUUUGUCGCCGUGUUGACUUUCUACCGUAUCAUUAUGGGUAUUGGUAUUGGUGGUGACUACCCAUUGUCCUCUAUUAUCACGUCUGAAUUUGCUACCACCAAGUGGAGAGGUGCCAUCAUGGGUGCUGUCUUUGCUAACCAGGCUUUCGGUCAACUUGCCGCUGGUAUCAUUGCUUUGAUCCUGGUUGCCGCUUACAAGAGCGAGUUGGUUAAUGUGAAGAAUGGGAAGCAGUGUGGUCCUUCUUGUCAGAAAGCCUGUGACCAGAUGUGGAGAAUUUUGAUCGGUUUGGGUGCUGUUCCAGGUGCCAUUGCCCUUUACUUCAGAUUGACCAUCCCAGAAUCACCACGUUACUCUCUGGACAUCAACGCCGACUUGAGCAAGGGUACCGCUGAUAUUGGUAAGUUUGUUUCUGGUGAAUAUGGUGACGCAGAGGCUGACCAAAUUCAGCGUCUGGAAAGAGCUCCAACCGCUGUGGAAGCUGUCGACAUUCAACCACCAAAGGCAUCUUUCAAGGAUUUCUGCACACAUUUCGGCAAAUGGAAAUACGGUAAGAUCUUGUUGGGUACCGCUGGUUCGUGGUUCUGUCUGGAUGUUGCCUUCUACGGUUUGGGUCUAAAUACCGCCGUCAUUUUACAAACCAUCGGUUACGCCGGUAGCGAGAACAUCUACAAGAAACUUUACAACACUGCUGUUGGUAACCUGAUCUUGAUUUGUGCUGGUUCCCUGCCGGGCUACUGGGUCUCCGUCUUCACGAUGGAUAUCAUCGGCAGAAAACCAAUUCAGCUGUUCGGUUUCUUCAUUUUGACCGUGUUGUUCUGUGUCAUUGGUUUCGCUUACCACAAGCUUAGCGAUGGAGGCUUGCUGGGGUUGUACAUCGUGUGUCAAUUCUUCCAAAACUUCGGCCCAAACACUACCACUUUCGUUGUUCCAGGUGAAUGUUUCCCAACCAGAUACAGAUCCACCGCUCAUGGUAUCUCUGCUGCAUCCGGUAAGGUCGGUGCUAUCAUUGCACAAACCGCUCUAGGUACUUUGAUCAACCACAACUGUGCCAAAGAUGGCAAGAAGCAGAACUGUUGGUUGCCACAUGUCAUGGAAAUUUUCGCUCUAUUCAUGCUUGUCGGUCUUUUCCUUUCGUUCCUAAUUCCAGAAACCAAGAGAAUGACUUUGGAAGAGGUUUCUGAGAAAUACCACGACGAAAUUGAUCCUUCUGCUUACAGGGGUGCUGUUGCUGGUUCCAACCAGACUUCCGCCGACUCUACCGAAUUGGAACACGUCUAA
This is a messenger RNA of Torulaspora globosa, 1746 nucleotides long. It is a transcript of the gene PHO84, whose product is annotated as phosphate transporter PHO84. Gene Ontology annotation, molecular function: phosphate transmembrane transporter activity. The coding region runs from base 1 to 1746 and encodes 581 amino acids. The transcript has a single exon. The record is from RefSeq and is a predicted model, not a curated record. Gene Ontology annotation, biological process: phosphate ion transport; transmembrane transport. NCBI's taxonomy places the organism in Eukaryota, Fungi, Ascomycota, Saccharomycetes, Saccharomycetales, Saccharomycetaceae. Gene Ontology annotation, cellular component: membrane.